AUGCAUUUCUCCGCUCUGCUAGCGCUUCUCGGCUCUCUCGCAGCCUCAACCGCCGCACAACGAUACGAUGGCCAAUUCUGGCCAUGCAACCCCACCAAGAAUGCCACGGGCGCGUGUCCGCCUUCUCCUGGCCUUCCCAACAGCACUUAUUUCAUCGACUUCACGAAGGUGACCUCUAUCCCUCCUGAAUGGACUCUCUCCAAUUGGGCCCAACUCAAAUUCGGUCCUCUUGGAGCCGAAUUCACAUUCAACAAGCGCUACGAUGCACCCCAACUUUGGACCGACUUCAUGAUCUUGUUUGGCAAAGUCACGAUCGAAGCGCGUGUAGCCAAUGGAACCGCUAUGAUCAGUUCUGCCGUUCUCAUGUCUGACACCUUUGAUGAGAUCGACUACGAGUUCUCUGGCAACAACUUCGGACAAGAGAGGUGGGCAGCUGGGAUCGGACAGAACAACUACUUUGGCAAGGGCGUGACUGGUAACUAUGAUCGCGGGGAGUACUUUCCCGUCUCUAAGCCGCAAUCGACGUUCCACAAGUAUACUAUAGACUGGUCGCCGACUGCACUCUCGUGGGCUGUAGAUGGCAAGAACAUCCGCACUCAUCUCGCCAGCAAGUCAACGCCCAAGGGCGCCUACCAAUACCCUCAAUCUCCAUCCAAGCUCCAGCUUGGUAUCUGGUGUGCAGGUGACCCAUCUGCCAACAGUGGUACCAGAGACUGGGCCGGUGGCUACACCGAUCUGGAAGGUGGUCCGUAUACGAUGUACAUCAAGUCGGUGACGAUCGAAAACAGGUAUCCUGCGUAUGGAUACAACUACACGGAUCAGAGUGGAAGCUUUUCAAGCAUCCAAUUG
Zymoseptoria tritici IPO323 is the source of this 849-nucleotide messenger RNA. RefSeq lists its product as uncharacterized. Lineage: Eukaryota; Fungi; Ascomycota; Dothideomycetes; Mycosphaerellales; Mycosphaerellaceae. Gene Ontology annotation, biological process: fungal-type cell wall organization; carbohydrate metabolic process. The annotation marks the transcript as partial. The transcript is spliced from 2 exons. The record is from RefSeq and is a predicted model, not a curated record. Gene Ontology annotation, molecular function: hydrolase activity, hydrolyzing O-glycosyl compounds; glycosyltransferase activity. Gene Ontology annotation, cellular component: fungal-type cell wall.